This is a messenger RNA of Peniophora sp. CBMAI 1063, 1179 nucleotides long. The record is from the annotation of a GenBank genome assembly. Lineage: Eukaryota; Fungi; Basidiomycota; Agaricomycetes; Russulales; Peniophoraceae.
AUGAGCCUCCAGAGACUUCUUGUAGACGUGCACACUCACGUAUACCUGCCACGAUAUGCGGCUUUACUGCGCUCUCGCUCCGCCGCUCCGCGCAUCUACACGCGCAACGCACCUAGCGGUAUUGCUGAAGACCGAUUGUUGAUACUAGACGAUGAGCCGAGCGGCGGUCGUCCUGUCGGGCCUCAGUACUGGGACCGAGAAGAGAAGCUCAACUUCAUGGAUCGCCAUGGCAUUGAUGUCUCGUUUGUGAGUACGGCCAACCCUUGGUUAGAUUUCUUGCCCUUCGAGGACGCUCAAAAAUUCGCUACGGAGUUGAACACUGACCUUGAAACCUAUUGCGCAACUGCUCCUACCGUGCGAUCUACAUCAAUCCGUCGCUUAUAUGGUAUCGGUCUGUUACCACUUGUUCCGGGUGCCCCUGCCACCGCACUGCCUGCGGCUGUCCGAGCUCUCGCUUCCGAGCACAAACACAUCCGCGGCGUCAUAAUCGGUACACGCGGAGUGGGUAAAGGUCUUGACGACGAAGAGCUUGAACCGUUAUGGAGAGCACUGUCCGAGACUGGUCUGGUUGUCUUCUUGCACCCGCAUUACGGCGUAGGCACUCAGGCAUGGGGAGAGCGCGAUAAUGGGCACGUCUUGCCUCUGGCUCUGGGCUUCCCUUUCGAAACAACCACAGCUAUUACUCGCCUCAUACUGGCCGGAGUACUUGAUCGGCACCCGAACCUACGGAUCCUACUCGCUCACACUGGUGCGGCAUUGCCACAGCUCUCGUCUCGUCUGGCAUCAUGCAUCAUGCACGAUCCCGUCGUAACCGGGCGCCUUCAACACGACGCGCGAUGGUACCUAGGGAAGCUAUGGUUUGACGCCGUCGCGUAUGGAUCCGCGGAACUAUCUUUCGUCGCCGCAACCAUCGGCCGCGCCGAGCGCUUCUCCGGAGAAGGCGAAGUUAAGCAGGAAGGCGCCAUACUGGUCGAACGCGAGCAGGAGGAAGCCAAAGCGGGCAGCUCACGCAUGUUAUUUGGCACGGACCAUCCAUUCUUCCCACCGCUUGGUUCGGAAGACACGUGGAGGAGCGUUGUCGAAAAUCUAGAGGCCAUUGAGAGCGUUGGCUCAUGGGGUAACUUAGAGAGGGAUGGCGUGCGCGGAGGAAACGCCCUUAGGCUCUUUGGUGUGUUGUGA